AUGGCUUUGAAUAUAACCUUAUCGGGUGUCGGGAACGAUGCAAGGGAGCCCAUCGAAAGACCGUCUGGAUGUAUCUCCGUUGCCAGGACUCCAAAUCCAGUGAAUAAAACCGAGACACUUUCACCAGUCCUGUCGGACCAACUGAAGUUGGACAUUUUUGUGAUCAGAAAUACAUUCCAUGAACCCCAGAAGAUCCUAUCCUACAAGGGAUUACUUGACUGGCUUUCCAAGAGAGAGUCGUAUUCAAUAAAGUACUGUACAAAUGAUAUAUAUUCCCAACUUACCGACGCACCUUCUGAUGCUCAGUUGGCGAACAGCACGCAAGGCCAGGAAGGAAAUGCCGAGAAUAUUACGUCUCCUUAUGCCCGAAAACUCCAAUCGCUUCUCGGCAUACUAUUUUGUUGCAUCCUGGCCGUUUGUUUACUAACCGCGCUACUUCUACGCAUUCGUGGCUUACAUGCUUCGUUGUCACUUCCUGGACUGAACGCUGCAGGAGUCAUCAUCAUCAUCGACAGCAUGACAUCAGUGUUCAACACCGAUGCUUCACUGCCGAGUUGCAUUGUCCGUCGGCUGGCCUCGAUGCGAACGCAAAGGCUAUACCGAGAAUCCGCUAUUCGAGUGCACUUCCCCUAUGACGUGGGUGACACCGAAUGCUAUGUGAAACCUCCCGUACCCAGUGUGACGUUCGGGAGUAACGUGUACCCAGUGGAUUCCAGAGUACGCAAUGGUCAUGGUCCAACAGGUGGCCGCUAUGGAAAAAGGGGCAUCCAAACAGGCCAUUCGUUGCAUGAUUUGAAUUAUUUGGAGCGAAAGCGCUUGAACGCGCUCAUGCAAAUGGGACCUCUUUCACAGCAGGAGCAAGCGGUUGUUCAUUCGACACCUAAAGAGCGAUUGAGCAACGGAUGCGUUCGGACAGUUCCAGCCUCACGCCAUGCACACUUUGCUCAGGACUCCCAUAGAACUGGUACUACUCGAACUUUGCACCCUUCCACCCUGACCGUUCAUCGAUGCGAUAUUAGCUGGACACCAAAAUGUCUGUCGGGAAUCAGGUGUUCUUUUGCGUGUGAUACUUUCGGCUGCUUUUUCCGAAACUUCAAAAGGCUUUCUUUUAAGUUUUAUCUAUAUCGUUCGGCUGUAACACACAGUUGGCGCCUAGCUGCCGUGCCAUCCGAAGAGAGCACGAGGGCUGGGAUACUGCCAGGUUGCCCAAGCCUAGACAGGGGAAGUCGAGAGGCAGAGGUCGGAUUCGAACCACGGACCCUCCGAUACAGUGUGUUCAUCAAGAAAAAUGAGGAGCUGUUGGAUUUCUCUGCCAUAUUUUCCCUGCUUCGGAGUUCCUUUUCGACAAAUGAGGGCGAGGUUUCAAAAUAG
Messenger RNA from Opisthorchis viverrini, 1371 nucleotides. RefSeq lists its product as hypothetical. The coding region runs from base 1 to 1371 and encodes 456 amino acids. The record is from RefSeq and is a predicted model, not a curated record. The transcript has 7 exons. Lineage: Eukaryota; Metazoa; Platyhelminthes; Trematoda; Opisthorchiida; Opisthorchiidae.